CCUUAGCAACAGUCGAUUUGACAACAAAUAACACCUCUCACUCAUGCCCCCUUGUUUACAACUCAUUUUAUUAUUUAAUUUGUCUGAUUUAUCGAGUGGAAAAUGUCUGAGAGUGAUGACCACGAGGUCACGACCACCGAUACGAAGAGAAAUCCAUCGGUGGCGUCACUGGAGCAAAACAAAUCCAACGUAAACAUUGAGCCGCUCGACGAUGUCGAGGCAGACUCCUCACAGGCGGUUUAUCAAAUUCGUCCACAACUGUCUGACAAAUUCAAACCUCAGCUGGUGAAGGAACUGAUUGACGAUAUCCUGCAUGAUCAUUUGGCUGCCAAGAAGUACUCUAUCGAGGAGGCCAACAAGUUGAGCAGGACAAUUGCUGAUUCCAUUAGAAUUAAAGUGAAAGAACUCCAUUAUCGACAGUACAAAUACGUAGUGAAUGUCAUUCUGGGGGAGUCGAGAGGCGCAGGAAUGAAGAUGGGGACGAGAUGCAUAUGGGACGCAGAGGCCGACAGCUACGCUCACGGGAGUUUCAAAAACGAGACGAUCUUCUGUGUGGCCUGUGUCUACGCUGUUUUCUACUACUAAAAAUUUUUAUUAACGAGUCUCAUCACUUCUUUAUGAAGAGAACACUAGUAUUAAUUGACGAAGUUGCUAAGUGCAGUACUGAGACCAUGAGAUCGAUUCUAGCUCAUCUCUAAAGACGAUUAUCAAUAAUAUAAUAUAAUUAAUUUAAUAUAUGAAUGAAUGAGAGUUAAUUUGAUAAA
This is a messenger RNA of Diachasma alloeum, 764 nucleotides long. RefSeq names its product tctex1 domain-containing protein 2. Gene Ontology annotation, biological process: microtubule-based movement. Gene Ontology annotation, cellular component: cytoplasm; cytoplasmic dynein complex. Gene Ontology annotation, molecular function: dynein intermediate chain binding. The transcript has 3 exons. NCBI's taxonomy places the organism in Eukaryota, Metazoa, Arthropoda, Insecta, Hymenoptera, Braconidae. Bases 103 to 585 code for a protein of 160 amino acids. The record is from RefSeq and is a predicted model, not a curated record.